AUGUUUGAGAACAAUGAAUCUCCUUCUCAAGGAUUAACGCAACUUUCUCAGACUUCCAAAAAUACUGUCGAAGAGGACUUUUUAACACUUACACCUAGAACCAACAUUCAAGGUCUAAAAGAUUGUAAAGAGGUCACCACUUUCAUAUUGUUUGGAACAAUUAAGCAUAUCUUGGUUGACGAUGACUGGUGGUAUACUGUUUGUGUGUGCAACAAAGCUGUUUAUCCAGAUUCCAAGAUGUUCUUUUGUGAGAAGUGUAACAAGCAUGUUAUAAAAGUCUUUCCAAGAUAUAGGAUUAAGAUCCGAGUUAUGGACUCUUCCGAUUCAACCACAUUUGUCCUCUUUGAUAGGGAUGCAACAACCCUUUUCAAAAAAACUUGUGCUGAUAUGUUAGACGCUCAUGAUAAGAUGAAUUCUUCUGGAAAUUUGCCUAAGCAGUUUGAUGAGUUAGUUGAUAGAAGUCUGCUUUUUAAAGUGGAAAGUAGGAACGAUCAGAAUUUCAAACUUGAACAGUCUUUCAGAGUGAAGAAAAUAUGUGUUGAUGAUGAUAUCAUUGACAAAUUCAAUGAUUCUUCGUUGAAAUCUGUGGAUGUUUAUGCUGGGAAUGGUGAGUUUAGCAGGGAAAAAAUGCGUAUAGUGAAUGAGUCCACCGUUAAUAUUUCAGAGGAUUUAUUAGUCCGAUUUACCAAAGAAACAAUUGAGUCUGGAUCCCAAUCACCUGAACUAAUUCAAGAUAAUCCAACCAACGAUGAUGCUAGCAGUUCACAUAAGAGAGAAUCUGGAAAGAAGACUGCAUCACUUGAAUCCAUCGAAGAAGACAAUGUUUCAUUGAAGCUUUUAAAAAGAAAUAUUAAGAAGGAAAAAUCAGCAAUUUGA
Vigna unguiculata (cowpea) is the source of this 876-nucleotide messenger RNA. RefSeq names its product replication protein A 70 kDa DNA-binding subunit B-like. The record is from RefSeq and is a predicted model, not a curated record. Lineage: Eukaryota; Viridiplantae; Streptophyta; Magnoliopsida; Fabales; Fabaceae.